Molecule: messenger RNA, 1799 nt
Organism: Teleopsis dalmanni
Lineage: Eukaryota; Metazoa; Arthropoda; Insecta; Diptera; Diopsidae
Exons: 3
Coding region: 167-1582 (471 amino acids)
Source: RefSeq, a predicted model, not a curated record
UUUUUUUUGUAUAUUAUCAUUUUUGGUCGCAUUUUAACAUCAAAGAAUUGUUCAUAUAUAAAUUAAAAGAUCCGUGAAUGAAUAAAGAAAAGCCGGCUAUUUUGUAAAAUUUUAUUUAUUUUUAUACUACUCUUUAUUUUUAUUUCGAUACUAGAGAACAUCAAAAAUGGCAAAUCAACAUUUGGUACAAAAAAUGUUUCAGGCUUUCAACGAAAGGGACGACAUAUCUUAUCGAAAUACAGAUUCAGUUAGCUCAACUAUUUCAACAGUCAGUUCGUAUAAACUAAAGAAGAAAUUAUCACCAUAUAUUGAAAGGAAAAACAAAAUCGAAGUGAAAUCUAUGAGUGUUAUGGGAUUUCCCGAAAAGUACAGAUAUGCUUGGAAUUUUUUACAUCCGCACUACAGCGUAUCAUUGUCACCAAUAGUAAAAUACAUGGUAGCGCAUAGACAAUAUGACGAUACAGAGGUUCGAAUUGGCACAGAGGUGUAUUACUGCCAUAUGAAGGUUUUACAAACCUAUUGUAGAAAAUUUGACGAGCUAACCAAUGAAAGAGUAAUUCAAUUAGCACCAGAGAUCGUAUCACCUCAUGUGUUUACGGAACUUUAUGCCUGGAUUAUUGAUAAAAAGAAAGGUAUUCGCAGGCAGGAUUUGGUGGGAAUUUUAAAAGCAGCCUCUUUUCUUAAAAUGAAGGCAAUGUUAGACUACGUUACUUCUUGUUUAGCUGAUAGCUCAAUUUUCAAUGAAGAAGCAGCUGUGAUGUUUUAUACAGAAUCCAUCGGUUUAGAUAUUCCCAUUGUCCAUUGGACAAUGUUGCAACGUAUAACAAGAUUCUUUUUAACAUUUGUCGCUAGUAAAGAUUUUUUAUAUAUGAAGGCUGUUGAUUUAAUGCACUUAAUAAAGUGUAAUUACAUUGGUGUCAACUGUGAGACAGAGGUAUUUUUCGCAGUUAUUAAGUGGUUUAGCCAUGAUCCAGACACACGUAAAAACUUUCUGGCUGAAAUUAUGGAAAAUGUACGUUUUGGACUGAUGCCGGCCGUACAAUUAACUCACUUAAAAAAUUCUUCUCGAUGUCAUGCGAAUGUUUCACGAGCAAUAAAUGUUAGAGGUGUAGAUCAGUUAAUUAAUGAUGGCUUAUCUUACCGCUCCAUUAUAGAAUGUUAUGGCAGUGACGACUACGAAUUUAUGCUUCAUUUGAAAAGAGCUGCAUUCGUAGAACUACCGUACCGUUACUGGAUAAUAGAUGUCAAUUGCAAUUAUCAUCACAGUUUAUUGUGUAAACAUCGUAAUGCAGUUUCAUUCGAAAUGUUUCUGAAUUACUUGGAUACGUUGCAACAUAUGGAUGCAAACUAUUAUAAGACAUAUAUGUUAUUAACAAAUGACACUAAGAUACAAUGCUGUAAUUUUUUUAACGCGAUUGAACGGAAAAUGGAGGAAGACGGGCACGCUUACCUAUCGAGUGAAUCCACCGAUGUGAUUAGUGUUCAAUCAGUAAAAACACCUUCAGAUUUAUUUAGCUCUGCUGCCAUGGAUGGUCCUGGAUUUCUGGCUCAAGCAUUGGACAAUGAAUAUGCAAGUGUUUGAAGAAAUAUAACAAACUGAUGUAGUACGAUCAAUUGCUUGAAACUGAUUUAUAUUUUUACUUCAAAGUUGAUUGUAUCUACCGCUAAAUCAGUAAUCAGUAUUUCGAUAUAUCGAAAUUAUUUGCAUGCACUGCAAAUAGUUUCUUGAUUUACAAUCAUCUUCUGUAAUGUAGAUUUUAAGAGGAUUCAAAAUUAAAGUAACAAUCUGAGACGGAUUA